Messenger RNA from Strigops habroptila (Kakapo), 5519 nucleotides. It is a transcript of the gene PTBP1, whose product is annotated as polypyrimidine tract binding protein 1. Lineage: Eukaryota; Metazoa; Chordata; Aves; Psittaciformes; Psittacidae. Gene Ontology annotation, cellular component: nucleus. The transcript has 14 exons. The record is from RefSeq and is a predicted model, not a curated record. Gene Ontology annotation, molecular function: mRNA binding. Gene Ontology annotation, biological process: mRNA processing; regulation of RNA splicing; regulation of cell differentiation. Bases 1000 to 2586 code for a protein of 528 amino acids.
UCAGCCCUUGAGUUCCUUUUGUUGGAUAGUAUGUGCGAAUGUUGGCCCUUGCCUUCUUCAAUGGCCCGACUUGUGUGUUGUUAGCAUCUCCAUUAUGAACUGAGAAGUGUGGCAACUUGGAAUAGGCUGGGGAAGUGGCUGAAGUAGAGCUCAGCUUGGGUAGUCCAAGCUCUGUUAGGUCUACAUGAGUGAAGGAGCAUCAGAGAGAACUUGCUCCUAAACAGCAAAUAGGUUUCUGUGCUGGAAGUGCAAAAUUCCAUGUGACUGCUGUUAAGCAUAAGUAUGGUUUAGUGCUUCAGGGUUUGAGGAGCAUCAAAUGCACGAAGGGGCUUGGUUUAAUAGCUGUAGGGGGAGGUUAUUCUAACUUUUCCUUGUAUGAGAGUCUGAAAUUGGAGUUAAUUGUAGUGCCAUGAUAGUUUGGUUCUGCUGUGAGGAGCUCAGCUUGACAUCAGAGGAGGAAGAGGGAAGGCUUGAGCCUGGGCGGUGAGGUUGGUUAAUACUUAAGAGCUGUUGUAAAAGGUGAAUUAAGUCAUCCUUUGACCUGUCGAGCAGUUUGAUGCAUCUUCUAGUAAACUGAUUUAUCGAGGUAAGAGUCCACUCAGUUGGUUUUAACUGUGUAAUUUGUAGCUUUAGGUUUCUGCAGCUUUAAGAAGUGGUUUUACACAACUAAACUUGACCAGGAAGCUUCUAAAGCUGUAAUUGUCCUCUUGGUGAAUCUUCAAGCUUCCGGAUGUGGGAUUGCACAGCUCAUCACUCCUAUCUGUGGGGUGAUUGCAGUCCCUAGUGCAUACAGUGUCUGAACUGAGGCCUGGGAGCAAUCCCAUCCAGGGGCUUGUGCUCCUCACCCAGCCAGAGCUGUAACCACAGUCACAGCAGUUGUACCGUGGGGCGGGCAGUGGUGGGACAAAAGUGGGCAUCAAAACUGAGGUGUUUGUGCAGUCAGAUAAGCGGGGAGCUGACGAGCUUUUCCCUGCUUGUGUUACUAACGGACCCUUUAUCAUGAACAACAACAAUUCUUCUGCAGCUAAUGGAAAUGACAUCAAAAAAUUCAAAGGUGAUAGAAGUGCUGGAGUGCCGUCCCGAGUAAUCCAUGUCCGUAAGCUCCCCAGUGAUGUCACGGAGGCAGAGGUCAUCUCCUUGGGCUUACCUUUUGGCAAGGUCACCAAUCUUCUCAUGUUGAAAGGCAAAAAUCAGGCUUUCAUAGAAAUGAACACGGAGGAGGCAGCCAACACCAUGGUGAACUACUACACCACUGUCACUCCAGUCCUCCGGAGCCAGCCCAUCUACAUUCAGUUCUCUAACCACAAGGAGCUGAAGACAGACAACUCUCCAAACCAAGCUCGUGCUCAGGCGGCUCUGCAAGCAGUGAACUUGGUGCAGCCGGGGAGCCUGCCGCUGCCGGCCGCUGCCGCAGCCGUGGAUGCGGGAAUGGCCAUGGCUGGCCAGAGCCCUGUCCUGAGGAUCAUUGUGGAGAAUCUCUUCUAUCCUGUCGCUCUGGAUGUUCUGCAUCAGAUUUUCUCCAAGUUUGGUACAGUCUUGAAAAUAAUCACAUUCACCAAGAACCACCAGUUCCAGGCCCUGUUGCAAUAUGCUGACCCAGUGAGCGCUCAGCAUGCCAAACUGUCUUUAGAUGGACAGAACAUCUACAAUGCCUGUUGCACCCUGCGCAUAGACUUCUCAAAGCUCACAAGUCUCAAUGUAAAAUACAAUAAUGAUAAGAGCAGAGAUUAUACACGACCAGACCUACCUUCUGGGGACAACCCGCCCCCUCUUGAUCAGACCAUGGCAGCUGCUUUUGGUGCCCCAGGAAUAAUCUCUCCUUCUCCAUAUGCAGGAACUGGCUUUCCUCCUGCCUUUGCAAUUCCUCAGGCUGCAGGUACUGUAUUUCGCCUGACAGUUCCAAGUGUUCAUGGAGCACUAGCUCCUUUGGCUAUCCCAGCAGCUGCAGCGGCUGCAGCAGGACGGAUUGCCAUUCCCGGCCUCAGUGGGGCAGGGAACUGUGUGCUGCUGGUUAGCAGUCUGAAUCCUGAGAGAGUUACACCCCAAUGCCUCUUUAUUCUUUUCGGAGUCUAUGGUGAUGUGCAGAGGGUGAAGAUUUUAUUUAAGAAGAAAGAGAAUGCCCUUGUUCAGAUGACUGAUGGAAACCAGGCCCAGCUUGCCAUGAGCCAUUUAAAUGGGCAGAAGCUCUAUGGGAAGCCCAUCCGUAUCACCCUGUCCAAGCACCAGACAGUCCAGCUCCCCCGUGAGGGGCAGGAAACCCACGGCCUGACAAAGGACUACGGCAAUUCUCCUCUACACCGUUUCAAGAAACCAGGCUCCAAAAACUUCCAGAACAUCUUUCCUCCUUCUGCCACUCUUCAUCUGUCCAAUAUUCCACCUUCAGUAACUGAAGAAGACCUUAAGAUGUUGUUUUCAGGCAACAGUGGGGUGGUCAAAGGAUUCAAAUUCUUCCAGAAGGACCGUAAGAUGGCUCUGAUCCAGAUGGGCUCUGUGGAAGAGGCCAUUCAGUCACUCAUUGACCUCCAUAACCAUGACCUGGGUGAGAACCAUCACCUGCGUGUGUCCUUCUCGAAGUCCACCAUCUAAAGCUUUGGAAGGCGCGAGACAAAAUGGACUUGACUUAAAACCUCUUGGGUUCAGCCUUAGGCCUUCAAAGGCUGAACACGAGGGUUUCAACUUCCAUCAUUCCAUGAAAAAAAAAAAAAGAAAAAAAAAGCCACUUUAAAAAUGCAGCUGAAGUGACCUUAAAAGACCAGAGAUUUUUAUUUUUUUAAAGAGAAAUCGGUUUACCGGUUUUAAAAACAAACCAAGUGAAAUCUUAAUUCCUCUUGCGGUGAUGGGUAACAAUCCUGACUGUUCCAAUAAAAAUCACAAGUUCAAGUUUACACUUUGGAACCUGCUCUGGGAAGUUUCCCCCUUUCCCUUCCUGUUCCUUCUCUCCUCCCUCCCCCCCAAAACGCAGAUCCUACCAUGUCGAUCAGGUUUCACAUUGAUGCCUUUUUCUAUUUUCUUUACCCAUCCAUGCCUUGAAAGACCUAAAACCACUGUGUGAAUUCACUUGAGCGCCUUUUGAGUCAGGAGUUUGCAAACCCGUGGUGUCCAGGAGCUCCCAACUCACCCAGCACAAAGCGAAGUUGCGUUGAUCCUACCUUAACUGUGCAUCUGCUGUCCUGUGCCUUAAACCUCUUCCUUCUUUGGGGAAAACAUCUGAACUGCAGGGAGUGGAUUUGGGAGAGUUGAGGGCAAAUGAGUGAGCUCUGGCUUAACGGGAUCAGCUCGUGGUGGUGGAGAGGUGAAGGUGGCAAAGUGGAUAAAGAAAAUACUGGGCUUUGACUCUUCAGGCAGUUGUGAAAUGUCUCAAUGUGCACAGUAUCAUGUGUCUCGUGCCACUUCCCACUCUGCUCGUGGUUUAUCACCAUCUGCAGACCACCGAGUGGGAGCUCUUGGAGUUCCUUUGCCCAUCACAUUGGGACUGAGCAGAAGGGGCCAGGGUGGGGAAAUGUUCCCAAACCCAACUGACAUUCCAUUGCCGAUAGCGCCGGAGGCUCCGCCUGUGUGGGAGCCUCCAUCAAGAGACAAAAUUAACCACUGCUGGACACUUGUGAAGACGAAUCAUUCUGAGUCUGUCAAAAAUUGUGUGUGUAAAUAUAUAUAUCUAAAUACUCGGCUAGGAUUUGAAGAAUUACAGGAUAUCCCACGUUUAGGAAGGUGCUCCCCUGAGUCACCUUCGUGCCCCUGAGUUGAGAUUAACAAGACCAAUGUAGCUCUGCCAUCAUUCUUAUAGCAUGUCUUCAGCAUUUGAGCUUUUUUUUUUGGGGGGGGGGAUGGGGGUUUAAUUCUUGUAUUAUACUUUUGGAUGCUGUUGCUGUCAUCUGUGCCUAUAGCAAUAUUUCCAGUUGACCAAAUAUUCUAAUCUCUUUAUAUGCAAAAGAAAUAGUUUUAAGUACCUUUUUAUAGAAUGGUAAGAUGGUAUAAACGUACUCUAAAUUUACUCCUUUGUGCUAUUACCCUGUAUUACUGUACUUUUUUCUUUCUCUCUUUGGUUUUUUGGUUUUUUUUUUUUGUUGGUAAGUGAAUCCGUAGGGCAGGAAUUUUUAGUUUCAGGCUGAGGUCAUGACUGAGGAUGAGGAAUGUUACCGAGAUCAGUGAAACACCUGAAGCAAAAAGCAGACUUCUAAAGCAAAGCGGUGGAGGUGAGAGGCACAAAGAGCUUGUGCAUGAAAGGAAAAGGACCCAGGUGAAAGUUUUACCUUUUUAACCUCUAAGCCCAGAUCUAAGUUAUAGGAAGGGAAUUUAUUAAAAGUAGAUUGCAGCAGAUUGGUUUCUUUAUUUUUUUUUUUCCCCAAUAAAAACCAUGUAUUGUUUGGUUUUCCUGGCUUAUGACUCUUUCCCGGGCCAUUCUGCCUUCUCUUUCGUGUGAUCCGAUGUUGCCUUACAUUUCCCUCUAACCUGCAACCUGUUCGGAUGCAAAAUAACCAGAAUCUUGUACUUUUUUUCAGGGUUUUUUCUGCAAAUUGUGGACCAAAGUUUGUUUUUUAAUUGUCUUAGUGUGUUGCAAGUUAGGAUUUCCUGGCUUAGUGUGGGAGCUCUUGACUUGCCUGGCACUGAGUGUUUGGAAAAGUCUUAACUUUCCGUAGUUCCUCCCUGAGCUCUUGAGGAUGUGAAUUGUACUGGAGAAGCGCGUGAGGUCUGAGUGAGGGUUCAGCUUGAGCUGCUGGCAUGGGGGUCCUGAUCCUCCUCUGGCUGCGGCGUGGAAAACCAGCUUUCCUGGAAGCAUUGCCCCAAUUGAGCCGGUGCCACUGGGUUUGGUAACCCCUAAACCUGGGCAAAGCCUCUUGCCGAAGCUCCGCACCUCCUUGCCAGCACCUCAACGUUCAGGAGGGCAAACCCAGGCGUCUGGUGGUGGUUGUCACUCCUCUCCCUCCCCAGGUGACAAACCCAUUCCCCUGCAGCCGUGGGGCUGUGGUUGGAUUCGAAAUGUGUUUGAGAAGCCUCCCCCAGGACACUGGGAAGAGGCUGCUUGGAACGAGACCUGCUCCGGGGGGGCCUUGACCGCUGCUUCGGUCACCCCACGGGCUGGAACCAAGCGCAGACAAAUGGAGGUGACCCGCGACCAGGCGCCGGUGGGUCUUUCCUUUGGAUCCCUGUGUUUGCAUGUAAAGAAUGUGAGUAACAAAAGGGUGUACAUAUUUAUAAUUUUUUUAUACCUGUUGUAAGACAUGAGGGGGCAGCAAAACCCGGUUUUUUUAUGGUGAAACAGAUGUAUUGUAUAUUUUGAUAACAGCGAUUCCAGGUUCAGUAUUGUGGAAGGUGGGGUGGGGAGGGGAAGCGUACACACCAUCAGAAUUCCAUUGCCUCUUUCAAAGAAUGUUUGUAAUGCAAAAAGAAAUGAAAUUAAAACUAUUUUAUAACAACCUUUGUACCUUUCUGUAGCUCCAUUAUUUACUGUUCAGAUUGUAGAAAGCAGUUAUUGGCCAGUCUGUACUUGUGCUUUCAAUAAAUUUCUUCUGUAUUCUUUG